Messenger RNA from Mugil cephalus (flathead mullet), 13058 nucleotides. RefSeq names its product pericentrin (gene pcnt). Gene Ontology annotation, biological process: signal transduction. Gene Ontology annotation, molecular function: DNA binding; molecular adaptor activity. The record is from RefSeq and is a predicted model, not a curated record. The transcript is spliced from 61 exons. NCBI's taxonomy places the organism in Eukaryota, Metazoa, Chordata, Actinopteri, Mugiliformes, Mugilidae. The coding region runs from base 135 to 12581 and encodes 4148 amino acids.
UGACAGUUGUGUGCGAAGGAAGCUCAAAGAUUUUUGUUUUAGUUAACUUAUUCAGUAAGCGGAUGGUUGUUGUGCUUUUCAGCUGAAUUGGGACGCAUGUCCUGAGCUUUAAUCGACUCUAUCCAAACCGAGACAUGGAUGAAGAUGAACGGCGGAGGAAACUAGAAGCUGGGAGAGCGAAGUUUGCUAGCUACAGACAGAAGCUGGCGAAAAGCGACGGUGCGGGGGCGGCGAAAAAGACGCAGAAGAGGAAGGGCCAGGUUGUCACGCAAAAUGACAGCUCGACGCAAGACCACCAUGUAGAACCACCCCGUCCAUCAGCCAGUGCCAAAGAACUGAACAACAAGGCCAACCAUGAGAAGCCCCCGAAGCCAGAGAAGCCAGAGAAGUCAGAGGCUGAGGAGAAGGAUCAGCCCCCCACCCCGGAGCAAAGCCCGUCGUCCCCUGUGGGGGAUUUGAGAGACGGCGAGCUAGCUGCACUGACUGGCAAAGAACAGCUCAAGCAAUUACAGGAGGCUGUUGAGAAGCGUAAUGAAAUAAUUGCCAAACUUACCGCCAACCUACAAGAUGCACUGACCAGUAGAGACCAGGUACAGCUGGAGGCACAGUCCCUGGCUGAUCAGAUUCAGGCCCUGCAGAAACAGCUCCAGCAGACCAGUGUAGAAUUUCUACGAAUCAAAAGUCACUCAGAAGUGGAAGUCCUUAACGUUUAUCGACGACAGCCGCACCAUGGCAGUUCCACAACGGAUGCAAACGGUGGUCAUAACGAGGUGCCAUCAGAGGGACCAGGAGGCACGUGUCCUGGCACCCACUCAGUCGGUGACGGCUUUACCGCUGACGGUGACACUGAGACGGACACUGUUCUGCAGAAGCUGAGGGCAGAGUUGGAGGAGGAAAGGAAGAAUAGCCAGCGCAUAUGUGCCGCAUUAGCAGAGGAGAUGGAGAAAAAACAACAUGUGCUCGCUUUGCUGGAGGAGGAGAAGCGAGGGAGGGAAGAGGAGCGAAAUGAAAGGGAGGCACAGCUCCAAAACCUUCAGACGCAGCUAAGCCAAGUCCAAACUCAGUGCCUUGAGAUGCAGCAGUACAAAGAGGAGAAGGAGAAGCUGAACAGAGAAGUGCUGGAGUUGAGGAAAAAGCUUCAGGAGGAAGGAGACGCAGAGAGGAGAUACAGCGAGGAAGUUUCCAGCUCUGCCCUUCGUCUCCAGAGUCUUGAGGAGGACAGGCGGAGACAGGAGGAGGAGAUGAAGAUGCUCAGAGAAGAGCACAGAGAGGAGGUUGAGCGAGUCAGGCAGCUGUUGGAUGAAAGGGAGAAACAACUUAAGUGUAGAGAAGAGGAGGUCAAUGGACUGAAAGCUUCUAAGAACCGACAGAACCAAGCAAAAGCUGGUUCAUCGGGUUUUAGCGCUGAUGAGAGGAUUAGUAGCAAUGAGACCAAUCUGGAAAGUGGACCUGAUCAGGACAGUCUGAACACAGCAGCACCUGGGGAUCUACUGAUGGAGCGCUACUUGUCUUCGGUCCCCAUUGCAGACUCUCAGUCUUCAGUGGCAAAUGAAAGCUUUGAACAGCACAGCCAACUGGACAUCUCUGCUAAUUACAGUUUCGAACUAAACAGCGAAGUGUUCGAAGAUCAGCCCCUGUUGUCAAUUUCAAACCGUCACUUUGAGGAAAAUGACAAACUUUGCAACAGCUUUGGCUCACAGGACCACGUCCAGGUGGCCGAUGAAUCUGGUCCUCUGUCGCAGUGGCUUCACAACUCCUCUGGUGAGUUGGAGAUGAGUCAAAUGGAGGAGACGGAUUUGGGAAAAGAGCUGCUGAAUCAGCAGUGUGAGGAGCUCCGUGACGAGCUGGCUCUAAAGGACAGAGAACUGAAUGUAUUAAGAGAGGAAGUCACCAAGAGUGCACAAGACCUGGAGGAGGCGAGGAGCAGGUGGGCCCAAGUAACAGAAGACCUCAAUCAAGCUCUCUGGGAACUUGAAGAGGAGAAGGAGAAGAGAAGACAAGUGGAGGACAUGAACUUAAAAGCUCACGAACAAGACAACCUUAAGAACAAACUCAGUGCCUUACUGGCAGAAAGGGAAAAGGACGAGGCGGUGAUGUUGAUGGGAGAGGAAGCUGAAACCUCGCUGCUCGUCCCUGCGACCUUUCAAUCAGAGGAGGAAAAUAAGCUGGCAAGGGAGCUAAUGGAGGAGCAGGAGAAGGAGGCUACACUCUCGUCUCAUCAGAAACAGCAGGAGCUGCUGGUAUCGUCUCUGCAGGACUCCACCGAAACAAGUCCAAACCUCGGAGAUGAAGAUGAGCUGCAAGCAUUACAGGCCCACUGUGAGCGUCUCACGUCAGAGCUGGAGGAGACGAAAACGGAGCAUGAAAACACAUCAGCCCUAUUAACUGAAAAGUCUGUGGAGCUCAACACUGUAUUAAAGGAGCUCGAAACAACACGUGAGCAGAUUCGAAAUGCCCAAACAGAAGUGGAGAGAUUGCGGAUGGAACUGCAGAAGAGCAAUGACAGCCUGGGCCGUACAGAAAAAGAGAAAAAUGAGCUGGAAUCUCAGAUCUCCUGUUUGACACUAAACCUGGCCCGUUUGGAUGAGGCCCAGGCUCUGUCGCUGCAAGAGAGGGAGGAGCACAGGAGGAAGGAAGAGGAGAUGGAUGAGCAGAUCAAAAAAAUGGAACAGGUCCUGGAGGAGGAGCUUGAACAGUUUGAAAACAUGCUGAAAGCCAAGGAUGAUGAGUUGGCUGAAGAGAAGGAGAAGUGGGAGGAUGAGAGACAGGAGAAGGAGAAGGAGCUCCUUGAUGUGACUCAUCAACUAAAGGAGCAGAUGAAGAAGAAAGAAGAGGAGCUGAAUGCUCUGAUGGAGAAACAGGUCCUGGCUGUGGAAGAGGCCACUGAAAAGCUUGUGGCGUUUCACCGACAAGAGAUAAAAGAACUGAUGGAGAAACAUCAACAAGAAAUUUCUGAGUUGAAUGCUCACCUGGAAACGGAGCUGCUGAAGCAGAAGGCCAGUAUGGAGGAAGAACAGAAGCGCCAGAUCAGCCUAAUCAAACAGGUAACUGAACGUGAGCAUGAGAGAAUGAUCUCCGAGCUGAACGCCAAACACAAUGAGGAGACUAAUCAGCUGAGGACAGAGGUGUCCUUGGAGCUGAGGGAGAGCAUGGAGGCUGCACACCAGGCUGAACUGCAGCAAGUGCAGGCCCAAAAGACCUUUGAGCUUGAGGCCUUGCGCCUAAGCCUCACUACAGUCCACAUGUCCCAGCUGGAACACUCCCAAGUGAACUUGCAGCAGGAGCAGGAGUCUGCUCUCGUCAAGGUCCAGGCCUCCAUGAGGGAGACAUUUGCACAGGAGAGUGCGCUCGUGCAGGCCCGGCAUCAGUCAGAACUGGAGCGGCUCAAACAGCAGAACCGGGAGCAGCAGGAGAGACUUCGUGAGCUGCACCAACAAGACGUGGACAAGUUGAAGCAGCAGUGGGAGACUCGUGUUUCUCAGGAGAGCGCUUCAUUGGACGAACAAAAGACCAAAGAGAUACAGGCUCUGAGGCAACAGUGGGAAAAAGAGGCUGAAAGCACCAACGCGAGUCUGCAAACAUCCCUUAGAGAGAUCCAGGACAGCCUCACUGCAAAAGAGGAAGAACUCGCCAGCACCCAGGUGUCUCUCACCGAGGCCGAGAAAGCUCUAACCGACGCCCGUGCAGCUCUAUCCCAGAGCCAGUCAGAACUGCAGGAGUCACGCGCCAGCCUUGAGGAACUCAAAACCGUUAGCAAGGAGCAGAACCAGAAAUUAGAGGAGCAGCUGAGAGAAGCCUGGGCCGACAGAGAUGCUGCUGCUCGUUCUGUGGAGGAGUUGAUUUCUAGUCACAAGGCAGUUGUGCAGGAGAAGGAGCAGCAAGCACUCCACCUAGAGGAGAAACAGCAGCAACUGCAGCAAGAGAUUUUGCGCCUACAGGAGGAGAAGAUCUUGCUCAAACAGAGCUCAGAAGAGGAAGUAAGUCAACUGUGGAGCCAGCUGGAGAGCAUGAGGGCUAGUCGUCAAGAGCUGGGAGAGCUUAAGGAGCAGCUGCUGGCUCGCUCGUCUCGCGUCGAUGACGUUGAGCGCCUAAAGGCAGAGUUUAAUGAACAAAAACGAGAAAUUAAAGAACAAAAUGAGGCUGAACUUGAAAGCCUGAGGAGGUAUUUUGAGAAGCGUCUUCGUGCAACAGAGGAGAGCCACAAAGAGGAAAUUGCUUUGCUCCAGCUGAGGCUGGUAGAAGGUGCCUUGGCGGAAUCUGUGCUUAAAACCACGGAUGACAGUGCUUUGUCUCAGGCUCAAGCUGAACAUGAAGAUGAUAUCAUACUUCAGAAACAGAAGGAAAUCCUUGACACUUUGAGGCUUCAGCUGGAGGAGAAACACGCAGUGGGCCUGUCCCAUCUGCAGACCUCUUUGGCUCUCUCCUUUGAGGAAGAGCUGCAGCAGGUGCGCACAGAAGUCACUGACCAUUACUAUGAAGAGCUGCAGGAGAUGAAGACUCGUCAUGCGCUGGACCUGGAGCAACUCAGAGCCAAACUUUCUGACAGUCAUCUGCGAGAGCUUACCAGAGUCCGCUUUGAGGCAACAAAACAGGUUGAGGCUGAGGUCGAACAGAGGUUCUGGGCUCACAGUGAAGAGCUACAGACAAGUAUGACCAUCAUCCACAGCCUGGAGAACAGACUGGCCGCUCUGAGUGAACAGUAUGAUGAGGAGGUUCAGAACACACAAAAGUUAAAGCAAGAGUUUGCUGGAAAGCUCGCCCAUCUUGAAGAAGCUCUGAAGCAAGAAAGGGAGCAUGUACAGGAGCACACGAAGAGGCUGGAAGAAGAGCUUCAAGAGAAGCAUGAAACAGAAAUCUCUGCCCUGAGGUCAGACCUCGGCAAGGAGCUGGAGAAGGAGAGGGCACGGCUUGAAAAAGCACUUGAUGAGGAGAAGGAGAAGUUGGAGUCUCUACAGGCUGUACUGGACAGCGAUCAGAACUCGCAGGUCCAAAUGGUGAGACAACAACUACAGGCCCAGUACGACGGUGAGCUGCAAAAAGCAAAGGACCACAUGUCUGCAGAGAUCAAGGAGCUCACUGUUCUGCUUCAGGAGCAGCGAGAGCUGCACCAAGGCCAAGACAGGUUCCAAGAGGAGAAAACUGAAUUGGAGCAACGUUUGAUCCAGAAAUAUGAAACGACCGUAACCGAGCUUAAGAACAAACAUAAAGCUGAGCUGGAACACGAGAGAGCGACACUACUGAACAAACACUCUCAAGAGAUGGACACGCUCAACACAAAACACAAAGCACAACUAGAUUCACUCAGUACCAGUCACAGAGAUCAGCUUGCAGCUAUGGCUGCUGAGCUUGUUGCCCUGGAAGCAUCGCUGAAGUCCAAACGAAACAAAGACCUUGAAAGUCUGGAGGCUGUUUUCCAGGAGACCAAUCAGGCUCAGCUGGAGGCUUUAGAAGCAGAGUUGUCUCGCAAACACCAGGAAGAGAGGGACGAACUGGAAAAGAGGAUGCUGGGAAAUAUGGACACUUUGGAGGCCACUUAUCUGAAGGAAGUACAAACUUUGCGUGACGAAAUAGUUCAACUUGAAGAGAGACAUCGUCAUGUCCUGAGCAGUCAGAAUUCAGAACAAAAACAGUUAGUGGAGCGUCACGCAGCAGAGCAGCUGUCCAUCAGAGAAGACCUGAGAAAAGAACUGGCUCAGGUACACAUGGAGAAGUUCAGAGCCAUGGCAGCAGAACUCAGCCAUGUUCACAAGACUGAACUGGCUGCUCAAAAAGAGGCCUUAGACAGUGAACACUGCAAAGCACUGGAGACACUGAAGAAGCAGGUCUUAGAGCUCGAGCAGCAGCACAGCACUGCUCUGCAGGAGCUCUCUCAUACCUACGCUGCUGAAAAAGAGCAGCUCGUCAAGCAGCACCAACUCCAGCUACAGGAGCUGAAGGGGAUUUCUGCACGGGAGCUGGAGGCCUGUCGCAGGGAGCUUGAAGAGGAGUCAUCAAGGCAAAGACAGCACUUCCUGGAAGAGGCUGAGCUCCUCAAAGUCCAAUCAGAAGAGCGUCUACAGGACAGGAUUAAUCAACUGAAGACGGAGUUUGAAGUGCACAAGGAGGCGGAGCUUGAAGACCUGAGGCGGAGCUUCACAUCCGAACAAGAGGAAAAGGAACGGAGCUACACGGGCAAAAUGAGCCAACUCACUGCCCAGCUGCAGCAACUAGAUGCUGUGGUGGCCCAGCUGCGAGCAGAGGUUGGGUGUCUGCAGGGAGAGUUAGAAGGCAAACGUGCAGAGAUGGAGACCCUGGACACCCUCCUUCAACGAAGGGAGCGGGAAAGUCAGGAGGGAGGAAAUCUUCUGAAGAUGCUCACUGAUGAUUUACAGACGGCAAAGGAGGAGCGACACAAACUACACAACGCGAACGAUAAGAUGAAGAAGGUGCUGAUUGAGAUGCUCCGCAGCAUCAUAGCAACGGAAGAGCUGGUUGGACAAAAGAUCAGUGCCAAAACCAAAACGUCUGAGCCGGCGAUUCAUCAGACAACAGGAAACAAAGAUGCGCAUGAAUCAGGUAUUUCAGGGGUAGACUUGUCGUCCGAGGACCUGGAGCUGACCCACCUCCUCUGUGAGAGUCUGCUAGUUUCAGAUACUCAGAUUAAUCCUGGAGGAGAAGAAGCGGCUCUGAAUGCCUGCAGCAGGUUACGUCACACAGUCGACACCCUGCUUGAUCUGCUCAACCAGGCCAACACACAGCUGGAGCAGACACACAAUGUCCAUAUUUCUCUGGAGGAACGGUUCUCCCAAGGCAGAGAUGACUCCGCCCAGCUCCUUGAACAACAUAUGGUCUUAUUGGAGCAGCUCGACCAGGAGGCCAAGCUGAAGAGUCAACUCCAGCUGGAGCUCCACAAGGCAGAGGGGCUUGUGGAGGGCUACAUGGCUGAAAAGGCAAUCCUAGAGGAGUCACUGCAGCAGAAGGAGACUCAAGAGGAGAGGCUAGUGGAGGAGCUGGAGGACCUGAAGCUGAAGCUGCACCAGAUGGAAAGCCUCACCAAAGAGCUGGACGGCCUCCGAGUGAAGCAUCAGGAGCUCAGCGAGGAGCACGCGAAUCUCCUGCGCCUUAAGGAGCAUCUCUGCGCUGGACUUGGGGAACGGGAGAAAGCUUUGCUGGUAGAGACGGAGCGUUUGACACAGGAUAGGCUGGACCUGCAGCGCCGGGCCGAGAAGGACCACAACUCUUUCUCUCUGCGCCUCAGGACCUUGGAGAGAGAGCUUGAAGAGCAGGAGACCAAGGGCCUGGAGACGGAGCUGCAUCACAAGACCCACACCGAAGACCUCAACCAGCGCGUCCAAGCACUUGAGAAACAGCUGAAACACAACCGACAGUUUAUAGAAGAGCAGGCUGUGGAGCGAGAACAUGAGCGAGACGAGUUCCAGCAGGAAAUCCGUAGGCUCGAGGCCCAGCUCAGACAGACCACCAGUGUGGAUAACAAAGGACACAGGUUUGAGGACUUGGUUCUGCAGGUUGAGAGUCUACAAGCUAUUAUCAAAGACAAGACGAGGACCCACUCCCUAACAGUCAUUGCAGAACGCAACGAGGAGAUAGACAAGCUAGCCGGGCGAAUCAGAGAAUUAGAGCAAGCGCUUCUUAACAAUGCAGAGAAUAAUAGGUCUCUCGGUCAACUGGAACAAGAGCUCCACAGAGCGAAGUUGAGAGAGCAGGAACUCACGCAAGAUAAACAGGCACUGGAGCAGCAGCAGCUGUCCAACAGGCUUCAGAUAUCAGCCCUGCAGUCCAAACUGGAUGAGACGAGGCACUGUUACCUUGACAACACACGCGACCCCACCCAGGAGCUUAGGGAUGCUCUGGACACUGCUCAGCAGAAUCUACAGAGCAAAGAACAAGAGGUUGAGGUCCUGCUUGGCCAACUGGAGAAUGUGCAGAGAGACUUGAGCAUCAAAGAGGUGGAACUAAAACACCUCACGAUGCAGCUGGAACUACUGACAAAUAAGAAUACAGAACAUGUUAAUGAGCUCCAGGAGCAGAUAGCUGCCCUGAAGGAGAACGUGUCUGCCCUUGCUAUAUUAAAGGAGGAAAAAGAGGAGCACAGCGAGGUGGAGGAGACUGAAGAAGAGAUGCUCCCCUCAGCACUUCUAGAGGAGAAAAACCAAGAGAUCGACCACCUCACUGGUGAAAUCCAGAGACUGGAACAGGAGCUGGAGAACGCCAGGGACAACAAAGUUGGUGCUCUGGAGGUUGAGCUUGAAGACCUGCGCUCCCAGGUUGAACAUCUUCAAUCUGAAAUCACGAGAGUGCGCCAGGACAAAGAGGAAGAAGAGGAGCGCCUCCAUGAAGUCAUCAGUACGUUGCAGGCGGAACUUGCCACCUUGGGCCCGAACCUGCAUGAAGUUAGUGACUCUCAGGACGGCGACAGCAUCAACCCUUCACCCGCUCCCAGCCCCGAACCUCACCAAUACACUAUCCAAGAACAAGAGAAGAGGGGACGGCCGAAUAGCCUGAAGCAUGAACUCAGUUUGAGUCAUGCUGCCUCUUCUCGUUCUCUCCGGUCUCGUCUUAAAGCCCUUCAGAGUCAGCUUGAAACCACCGUAGCAGAGAAAGAGGGACUGGAGCGAUUACUGCUCACCCAGGAGGAAGAGUACAGAGGACACGGGGAAGAGUUUGGAAAGAGGCUCAAGGCUGAAAGAGAAAAAUCUGAUGAACUCCAAGUUCUUCUUGCUCUGAGGGAAGCUGAGGUGGAGAAAAUCAAAUCCCAGGCAGAGGAGGAGAAGGAGAAGAGGAAACUAUCGGAGGAAGAAAGGGACCGUUGUAAAGUUCAAGCUGAAGAAGCCGGUGUGCUCCGUGAGGAGAAAGCCCACCUCGAUACUUUGGUUUUGGAAUUGCAAAACACUGAACAGGAGAGAGUGAAGGAGCUCGAUGCUCUUAAAACAAAGGAGCGGGAGAUGAAAGUGGAAAUCGAAGCCCUCAGAGAAACCGGUCUCACUCUUGAGAGACAAGUCCAGGAGGUAAGAGCGGAGCUGGUGGAGAUGGAGGAACUGGUCGCUGAAGAAAGGGCAAAGAUCAAAACCUUUGAGGCGGUGAAGGGAGAGCUGUGUGCUGAACGUGAGGCGCUGAGGAGGAGGGAGGCUCAGCUCCAGGAGGAAAUUGAAAGGCUGAGACAGGAAGUGACCUCACUGAGAAACGUUAUCCAGGAUCUGACCACCAAGCUUAAUGAAAAUGAAACCAGUCAACAAGAGGCUCAAAAGGAAGUGCUGACCCAUGCCGAGGUGACCCUGGCUAAAGCAGACGCUGCCUUGAGAGAAAAGGAGGCUGAGCUCGCCAGACUGGGGGCUGAACAUCAGUCUCUGAGGACGGAACUUACUGCAGUGAAACAGGGGCUGAGUACCAGCACAGAAAGGGCUGAAAAACUGCACGAGGAAGGACGGACCAAAGACCGUGCCCUCAUCGACCUGGAGACUGACAACCAACAGCUGAAGGCGGAACUUCUGAGACUUCAGGAAGACCUGGCUGUACAGGAAGAGGAACUGGCCUAUCAGCAACGAGAACUGCAGCAACUCCGACAACAGUGCUAUCAACAGGAGACACUUCCUCACCACUCGGGAUACCCGCAUAAGGCUGCUUCUCAGAGAGCUUUCGAGGACGUCGUGGCCGUCUCUCGCAACGAAGCCUCUCUCAGCUCUCCGGAGGUUUUAAGGAGACUCGAAUGCUCCGAGGACAGAAUCCCAGACCGGUUCCACACAUCUGCUCUCAGCGGUCUGAGCAGCACGUGCCUGGAUCUACCUCCGGUCAAAACAUCUCCCAGAGUUGUGAUGGAGGCGCCGCACUCCAGGACCAUCACCCCCGACCCGGCCACGCAGAGCACCCACUCCCCCGGCUCUGUGUCCAUUUCCGACAACUUCUCCGUGCUGGAUUCACUGGACGCUGACAAAAUGCAUGAAUUAGAAGAACUUGACCUAACAGCACCUCCAUCUCCACUUGGCUCCACUUCAUCUUUGUCUGCACAAGAGUGGGCCAGUGAUGGAUAUGGCAGCAAUGUGAGUUCAGAGUUGGGUGCGAGGCUCAGAGUGGAGCUGGAACAGACCGAAAGGCUUGACGCUCAGUUUAUUGAGUAUCUCCGCUGCAGAGGAAUGAACCCCACAGCGAACACGGACAGCGCAGCAGGUAGCAUGAGCUACAGCGACGACUUGCUGUCGCCUGAACUUCAGGGUCUGUUGAAGAAAGUGUAUCAAGAAAGCUGCAGAAUUCUCACUCUGUCCCAGCGCCGCGCUGCUCCUUCAACCCAGCUACAUGUUUCAGGCUUUAAAACCACCUCAUUAAGUCAGACGCAGCAUCAUUUUGAAGAUAGUUCUGCACCACUGGACCACCAGGAUAAAUCGUUAUCUAAUCCCCCCAUGGGCUGGCAGCAGGAGAAGAGGGCGCUGCAGGAAACCGUGAUUGCUCUCAGAGAGCUGCUCUGUCGAAUGGCCGAGAGACACACUCAACCUGAUCAAAGAGACGAUAAUACCUGGCACAGAGAUCAGCUACUGAUUGAUGGACGGGUCGAAUCCCAACUGAGGGAAGAGCUGGAGGAGAACCAGAAACAACUGAAAUGUGCUCACGAUGCUCAGCAGGAGCAAAACAACAAAAUACUGUCUCUCAGGAUGACUGUGGAAGAGGGUGAAGAAGCUCUGAGGAGAGAACAAACCAGAGUCCAGGAACUUCAACAAGAACUGGAGCAGGAGAGAGCUCUGAGUCUCCGUAAAGACAGGGAGGAGGAGGAGAGGAAGGAGGCUGUACAAGUAUCCUCUGAGCAGCAGAGGUCAGAGGUCAUGUCUCUAAAGGGUCAGGUGGAGCAGGAGAAGGUGGCCUGCAGCAACCUCCGAAGAGAGCUUCAGAUCGAACAGUCCCGCAGUGUGCUGCUGGAGAAACGCCUCGAGGAGACCCAGAAGCAGCUGGUGGACGAACACCAACGUUCUGCCCACCAACAAGAACUCAACCUGCAAGAAAAGACUCACCUCGAGCGCCUCCUCGCUGAAGCACAAUCCCGUUUGGCCGAAAUCCACUCUAAACUUGCGGACUCUCACAGGAAGCUCGACGAGGAGAGAGACCAUUGCUCGAGGCAGGUGGACGAGCUCAGCCGGAGACACGAGGCCGAUGCCGCCAGAGACAGGAAGUUCAUCUCGGACCUGCGCUCGCAGCUAGAGCAGGAACGAAAGCAGGGGGAGGAGCUCGCGGCUGUGGCCGACAGACUGAGGGCUGAGCUGCUACAGUCCAGGAGGAGCUGGGAGGAAGAGGACAGAACGAGACGGGAGGAGCUUCAGAGGGAGCAGGAGGCCGCCGCCCGACAUCGCGUAGCUAUCGAGACCUUGACGGGGCAGAAACGGGAAGCCAGCCAUGCUUUGGAGGUGGAGCGAGAGCGGUCCAGACGGCAGGGGACGGAGCUCGCCGAGCUGAAGGAGAAGCUUCGCCUCCUGAAGGACAAAGAGAGGGAGAGGGAGGAGCAAUGGGACAGAGAGAGGAGGAAGGAGAGGCAAGAGCAGAUGGAGAGAGAGAGACGGCAGGAGAGGACCAAUAACAAACUGUGUGAGUUGGAGUUGUUGAGGCAGCAGGACCAGCAGCGUGUGCAGGAGCUGCAACGCACUCUGUCCGAGCUGGAAAGAGAGGAGAGAGAAAUGGCCGCUCAGAGGCUGUCUGGACGAACAAUGGGACAGCAACACAGGGCUGCGUCUUCACAGAAUCUCAGCAGUAACUUCCAGACUGAUGGUGCCAAGGGAAGCAUCUCACAACACCACCAGCAGAUUGCGUCCGUGUCGUCAUCCAACCUGUUGGAGACGUUACUGAAGGAGAACUCGGAGUUGACGGAGCGCGUGACGUCGCUCAGUCAUGAGAGAGCCACCUUCAAACACAGACUCACAUGUCUGGAGCGAGAGCUGCGGCGCACGGAAAAUGAACUCGCCAGGGUGACCACAGAAACGGAGAACAGGCCCAUCAAUGACAUGACCAGCAACAACAAGGUGCAGCGUUUGUACGAGCGCUACCUGCGCGCCGAGAGCUUCAGAAAAGCUCUGGUUUACCAGAAGCGUUACUUGCUGCUGCUGUUGGGAGGAUUCCAGGAGUGCGAGCGGACCACGCUGUGUCUCAUCGCUCACAUGGGAGCGCGACCCUCGCCCCCACUCUCCUCUGAGCGAAGGCCCCUCGGAAGAUUUCGAGCUGCAGUGCGAGUCGUCAUUGCUGUUUCGAGAAUGAGGUUCCUGACCAGGAAAUGGCAGAGAGCGAUCAAAAGAUUAUCUUCAUCUGGGACUGUCAACGGCCACGCUUCAGGACCUAAGACUGAGGUAUUAAGGCAGCAGCAGCAGCCAAGAUCAAAUUCAGACUCGACACAGAGCAGAGACAGAGAUGCUGUGUCGGCACUUGUUCCGCCCAGCAAAUCACCCUUCAGGCUGCACAGCAGGCCUCACUCCAGUACCAGUCAGCAUUCAGGUGCAACGUCUCAAGAUCCAGAGCGAUCCCUGACAGAAUAUAUCCAUCAUCUAGAGAAAGUCCAGCAGCGAUUGAUGGGAGCCAGACAAGGUUCAUCUGCUCUACAGUCCAGCCCUAAAUAGUCCGAGCACUGAAACACUGAAUUUUGCCUGAGGACACUGAAGAAGCCAUUUUCUCUUCAUGUUGUUCCAAAACUGUCCAUGCCUUACCCCCAAUGUAGAAAUGUGUAGAAAGGAAUAUCACACGUAUUGAAUAUUUGAUUGCAAGUGAUUGUUUUAUAAGGAUCUAAAUUAUUUUUUAAUAUUUUCUAAUGUUAUUUUUCUAUUAUCUGUAUGGUAUUUUGAAGGGUCACCCUUGCGAUGCUGCGAGAACAAACAUUUCUCAUUUGAAAUAGUGCCGUUUGUUCUAUUUGUACUGUUUUCUAUCUUUUUGUGGUAUGUAAAUGGGGCCGAUGUUCAUUGUGUCCAAAUGUGCACUGCUUUUAUAUACUGGAAUUUACAGAUCAACAUAUCUAGUGAGUGCAUUAUCGCAGAAAGGUAAACAGUAUGUGUUUUGUAUUAUGUUUUUACCAUAAAGUUAAUAAACAUUUUAAUGUGUCA